AUGUCUCUAGUUACAUCUUUUAUUUCUUGUGCUAUUUUUCUGUUGGCUCUUUCAAUGUUUUAUUUAAAUCGUCGGAAUGAACAAGCUCUCUCCGAAUACAAAAACAUGCUCUCAUCACUCAAUGAAAACCAUCUUAUCCAAUUGAUAGAAUCUCAAAACAAUCAUCAUCAUCCUCUCAAAAAAGUGGCUCACGGAAUGAUCGUGAAAGACGAAACUCUUCGAUCUCAAAAGCUCUUGAAAGUGUUGGAAUAUUUCAUAUAUGGUCAUUGCGCAACAACGCUUUCGAGUAAUGAGACCAAUAAUAGUAGAGCCAUACUAGCCAUUCAUGGAAAUGGUUGUACGGGAUCCAUGUUUUCACAAUUUGAAGAAAUGGCUCUCAAGAAUGACAUUUGUAUCAUUGCACCCACGAUACCAGGAUGGGGAUUGAGUCUUUCAUUGCAUGCUGUGACAUUGGAAGAAUUUUCUAAAUUAAUGAAACAAUUACUGGUGGAAGAGAUGAAAAUUGCAAAGUUUAAUGUCAUUGGAGCCUCCAUGGGAGCACCCUAUGCAGCUGCUGUGAGUGCAUUUCUGUCAUCAUAUGUGAACAAUGUGAAUUUAUUUGCUCCUUUUGGAAUGAAAUCGGUCGAUAAUGAACCCUUUGGAGAAUUGAACGCGCUGCAAAGAGCUGCCUAUGAGUUGCUAAUGUCGACCUAUACUCGAGAUUUUCUUGUAGACUGGAUAUUAAUGCCCUUAGUUUUGAAAGAUCCUGUCCAAGCCUUCGAAAGCAUGUAUCCUCACGAAUAUGGAGCCCUUAAGGGAACAGAUCAAGCCAAGUUGAUCAUUGAUGAAAUGAAAAGAUCUGUCAAUUGGACAAGUGUUGGCAUGAAGGAGUCCUCGGUAGUGUUGUUAAGCGAAGAAUGGGGAUUUGAAUUGGAUUCGAUCUGUCAUGUGAGUGGGAAAGUCAUUGUCUCCAUGGCUGAAAACGAUACCAUGAUCUCCAAGAAUAAUCCUCUCUAUUACGUGAAGAAGAUUGCCAAUUCUCAAAAGCAGGCACAGUUGCAAGUGUUGAAAAAUAGGACUCAUUUCAGUUCUGUUCUCGAUCUGGAGAAGGCAUUGCUAGAUUUGACAGAAUAA
Naegleria fowleri is the source of this 1113-nucleotide messenger RNA. RefSeq lists its product as uncharacterized. The transcript is spliced from 3 exons. Bases 1 to 1113 code for a protein of 370 amino acids. The record is from RefSeq and is a predicted model, not a curated record. NCBI's taxonomy places the organism in Eukaryota, Heterolobosea, Eutetramitea, Acrasida, Naegleriidae.